Messenger RNA from Aethalodelphis obliquidens (Pacific white-sided dolphin), 6396 nucleotides. RefSeq names its product pleckstrin homology and RhoGEF domain containing G1 (gene PLEKHG1). Gene Ontology annotation, molecular function: guanyl-nucleotide exchange factor activity; small GTPase binding. The transcript has 17 exons. The coding region runs from base 1659 to 5822 and encodes 1387 amino acids. Lineage: Eukaryota; Metazoa; Chordata; Mammalia; Artiodactyla; Delphinidae. The record is from RefSeq and is a predicted model, not a curated record.
GCUUUUUCAGAUUAUCAAAGUGAUACACUUAUUGAGGAAAAGUGAUAUUUACAGAUAAAUAUCAAAAGAAAAAUCAUCCAUUCUCCUAUUUGGUAAAACCAGUGUCAGUAUUUUAUUCUAUAUCCUCUCAAUCUUUUUCUCAUGUGGAUAAUAAAUAAGUAAUAUUUUAAAUUCAAAAUUGGGAUCACCUUGUACCUAUAUUUCGUAAACCACCCAUAUUACUCAGCUGUAAUUAUGACCAUUUUCUACACACUUAAGGAUUUGAAAGGGCAUGACAUUUGAUAGUUGUAUAUUGUACUUUCUAGAUGGAUUUAUUCACUCAGAUCUCUAUUGUUAGACACUGAAUUCUCUUCCUCCUCUUUUUUUCUCUGAGGAAAUGUUUAGUGUACUUUAUGGAUGGUUUACUUUCUCAGAGUGCUAUUACUAGCGUUAGUGUUAGUUAUUUGGAUUUCUCCUCUUCCUCCUCCUCCUUUUUCUUUAAGAAAUGUUGUUUAGCCUAAUCCUCCCUCUGAAAUGCGCAGAGAUGUUUUUGGAACUGAGCGUGCUCAAUGCAGAUGGAGCCUGUGUAUGUAGCUAUCAUUGUUUCGGUACUGCCUUGAGACUGAAAUUUCCACACGAACAGGAAGGAAGCUGGAGCAUAGAUUAUGAUUUAAUCUGAAUUAAAAAUAGAGGGUUUUUAGCCUUUGGCAAAGUCAGUGAUAUACAUUUCAUCAUCUAAGACCUGGCGUUAGGAGAAUAGAGAAGAAAAUUGCUAUUUUGUGGUUACUGCUUGUCCUGUGAUCCCAGCUAGGAAUGGGCCAUGCAGAUGUGGUAGCCAGUGACUUGGUGUUGAUUUCAGAUUAGGAGCUGCCUCCCCACUGUUGGAUGGCCCGGGAAAGUCAUCUAGUCCAGCUGCCUCACUUAUGUGUGAGGAAACCAGAGACUCAAAGAUCACAAUACAAACCUCCAUGGUACAGAGCCAGGGCAGAAAUGCAAAUCCCCUGAAGGAGAAACUGUUAUGUCAUAACUUGAUUUCUGGCUGGUCCUCUGAGCUCUUUCUGCACACACAGGUGGGCACAUACUCAUUCCUUCCCACACACACACGCUAUUGGCACAUUGGUAUCAUGCACUUAAUACAAGUAGCUUAUGUUUAGUGCUUCAUUUCCUAAUCUCUAAGCUCUUUUUCUGCCCUCUUGUAUGAAUCUAUAGCCAAGUAUAAGAAAUAAUGGACUAGAAAUCAGAAACCAUAGUCUCUGAUUCACUGUUCAGGUUUGAGCGUGAUGUUACCUAACCUAUCUUUUUUCCCAUCUACAAAAUGUUCUAAAGGUAAUGACACAUGUGAAUGAACUGCGAGGCUCUGUGUGAGGGGGAAGGGGCGUGUGUUUUGUUUUGUUUUUUCAGGAUAAUUUUGACAGAGUUAAAGCUCUGGCACAUCAUGGUAAGGCGGAUCUGUUAUAACAGAGGUUGUUCUGGUUAUCUCUCAUUGCGUUACAAAUCACUUCAGAGCCUAGUGGUUUCGAACAACAACAAUCAUGUCUAAUCUCUCAAGGUUUCUGUGAGUCGGGAGUUCAGGAGAGGCUCUUCGAGGGCAUUGGUGUCAUGUUCAUAGCUCAGGCAAAGAUCCCUGCCACAACUGGGUCCCCGUGGGAAGGGAGAAGAACGUGGAGGACCAGUGUCUGAUGCUUGAAAAGUGGACCCCCAGAGGGACAUAUAUCUUUUCCACAGAUGUGCACCAGUUGCGUCCUGAAGUGUCAUCAGCUGUAACACAAGCUCCAGAUCCCAAAACCACAGCCAGGCCCUCCCGCUGCUCCCAACAACUGAAAGCCAUGGAGCUUUCCGACAGCGACCGCCCGGUCAGCUUUGGUUCCACGUCGUCCUCGGCCUCCUCCCGGGACAGCCAUGGUUCCUUUGGCAGCAGAAUGACCUUAGUUUCAAACAGCCACUUGGGCUUGUUUCCCCAGGAUAAGGAAGCAGGGGCCAUAAAGCUGGAGCUGAUGCCAGCCAGGCCGUUUUCCAGCAGCGAGCUGCCGAGGGACGGUGCAGCCGCGCAGCAGAACACGGACCAGGGCAGUGAGAGGCAGCCCUGGGCCCAGCACAGAGUGGACACCAACGGGGCGACCAAAACGGGGGCAGAAUCAGCCACCAGCCCCAAGCUGCUCUAUGUGGACAGAGUUGUGCAGGAGAUUCUGGAGACCGAAAGGACUUACGUGCAAGAUUUAAAAAGCAUCGUAGAGGAUUACCUUGAGUGCAUCAGGGACCAAAUGAAACUUCCUCUGGGGGCGGAAGAAAGAUCAGCCCUUUUUGGAAACAUACGGGAUAUCUACCACUUUAAUAGUGAACUUCUGCAAGACUUGGAAAACUGUGAAAAUGAUCCUGUGGCCAUAGCAGAAUGCUUUGUGUCCAAGAGUGAAGAGUUCCACAUUUACACCCAGUAUUGCACUAACUAUCCGAGAUCCGUGGCUGUGCUGACAGAGUGCAUGAGGAACAAGAUGCUGGCCAAAUUCUUCAGGGAACGUCAGGAAACUUUGAAACACUCACUGCCUCUGGGGUCCUAUCUCUUGAAACCAGUUCAGCGGAUUCUCAAGUAUCAUCUCCUUUUGCAUGAAAUAGAAAAUCACCUUGACAAGGACACAGAAGGCUACGAUGUGGUGCUUGAUGCUAUAGACACGAUGCAGCGAGUGGCCUGGCACAUCAACGACAUGAAGCGGAAGCAUGAACAUGCCGUCCGGUUACAGGAGAUACAGAGUUUGCUCACCAACUGGAAGGGGCCAGACCUGACCAGCUACGGGGAGCUAGUUCUCGAGGGGACCUUCCGCCUCCAGCGGGCCAAGAAUGAGCGGACGCUCUUCCUCUUUGACAAGCUGCUUCUCAUCACCAAGAAGAGAGACGACACGUUUACGUACAAAGCUCACAUCCUGUGCGGCAACCUCAUGCUGGUGGAAGUGAUCCCAAAGGAGCCCCUCAGCUUCAGCGUCUUCCACUACCAGAACCCCAAGCUGCAGCACACCGUUCAGGCAAAGUCGCAGCAAGACAAACGCCUGUGGGUUCUGCACCUCAAGAGGCUGAUCCUGGAGAAUCACGCGGCGAAGAUUCCAGCUAAGGCCAAGCAAGCAAUACUUGAAAUGGAUGCCGUUCAUUACCCAGGCUUCUGUUACAGUCCUGAGGGAGAGACAAAAGCCUUUUGUGGCUCUAAAGAUGGUUCUGCUUCAUAUCGGCUAAGAAGAAAAUCUGAACCUUCCUCAAGAUCGCAUAAAGUUUUGAAGACCAGCGAAACAGCACAAGACAUCCAAAAGGUUUCCAGAGAGGAAGGGUCUCCCCAGCUGACUUCAGCAGGGCCGUCUCCUGCCCAGAGGAACAGUCAGCGGAGCAGUUCUGCCAUUAUCAGCGUGCUUCGCGGGGGCGGGGCCGUCAGAAGCAUCUGGACGGACCACCAGAUCCGGCAAGCCUUGUUCCCCAGUCGGCGGUCUCCGCAGGAGAAUGAGGAGGACGAAGAUGAUUAUCAGAUGUUCCUGCCAUCCUUCUCCCCUUCAGAUCUGAACUCUGCCCGACUGUGUGAGGACAGCACUUCCAGUCGACCUUGCAGUUGGCACAUGGGACAGGUCGAGUCCUCGGAGACCCCCAGCUCUGGCCACAGGGUUGUGCGGCGGGCCAGCAGUGCUGGCGAGAGCAACACGUGUCCCCCUGACAUGAGAAAUAGGGACAGUGACAGCCCUCAGUACAGCUCCCGAAGGGAACUGCAGAAUGACCCUAACACAGAGGGGCUGGACGGGAUGACUCCCUUCGGGUCCUCUGUAGAGCUGACCAUUGAUGACAUAGACCAUGUCUAUGAUAACAUAAGUUAUGAGGACUUGAAACUGAUGGUGGCUAAACGGGAAGAAGCUGAAGCCCCUCCCCCCAAAUCAGCCAGGGACUCUGCUCGCCCCAAGAGCACCCCGGAGCUGGCCUUCUCAAAGAGGCCGGCAAGCCCAGAGAAGAGCCCUCUGCACCCCCAGAGAGAUGGUGCCUCCCCAGGCCGGGAGGCGUGGAACCAAAGCUCACGCGAACUCCAGGUGGUGGAGGAGAACGUCUAUGACACCAUCGGGCUCCCAGAGGCGCCCUCCCAGGACUUCAAGUGCAGCAGCCUAAAACGUCCCAAGAGGAGCACCUUCCUGGGCCUGGAGGCCGACCUGGGGUGCUGUGACAGUCUGAGGGCCUCUGUUUCCCAGGACAGCCUCCAGUUCAGCGAGGACGAGGCGCCCUACCCCCCGGGACCCUCCGGUAACGAUUAUCUGAGUUUGUUCUAUAACUCCUUCGGCUGCAACUUGUCCAUAGCGGAUCGGUCCAUCUCCGAUAAACUGUCUGAAGAAGUAGAUGAGAUCUGGAAUGACCUGGAAAAUUACAUCAAGAAAAACGAAGUCAAAGCCAGAGACCGGCUCCUGGCGGCGUUUCCCGUUAGCAAAGACGACGUGCAGGAGCGGCCGCUGGCGGGCAGCGCCCCAGAGCUGGGCGCGCGCUCCCCACGUUCCCUGCCCGCGGGCCGGGCCCCCCUCGUGCCGCCCAGAGACAGGCCGGGGCCGGUCUCCUGCACGCUUGACCUAACCCCAGCCUCCAAAGACGGCUCCUGCCUGAGUCUCCACCGGCUGUCGCUGGUCAGUGACCUGCCGCCCGUGGAGAGUCCCUACGACGUGGCCAGCAGCAGCCCAUCCCCUGCAGACCUGAAGAACCCUGACCCCGGCAUGGACACCGCAGACAAGACCAGGAGCAGGGUUUUCCUGAUGGCCAGGCAGUACAGUCAGAAGAUCAAGAAGGCAAAUCAGCUGUUAAAGGUGAAAAGCCCGGAGCUGGAGCAGCCGCCUGGCAGCCACAUGCAGAAGCAGGUUCCCAGGGACCUGGCGGCCAUCCUAGAAGAAAAGAAGCAGGGCGGGCCCGCCAUCGGUGCCAGGAUUGCUGAAUAUUCCCAACUGUAUGACCAGAUCGUAUUCAGAGAAACCCCCUUUAAGACUCAGAAGGAUGGCUGGGCCAGCCCUCAAGACUCCUCCAACCUCAGCUCUGCGUCACCUUCCCACACCCAACGCGGUAGCGAGGAUUGGCUUUUGCAUUCAACCUAUAGUAAUGGAGAGUUAGCAGAUUUCUGUCCCCGGCCAGAGCAAGACUUGAAGUCAAAAUAUCCCACUUUAGAGAUCAAUACGAAAAGUACCCCAAGACAACUGUCCGCAGCUUGCUCCGUGCCUUCUCUCCAAAUCUCCGAGCCUCUGCUGGGCUCCGUGCAGAGACACAGUGUGGUGGUCAGCCAGCCCAACAAAGAGAACUCCUGUCAGGGCCAUCUUUACAACUCUCUGGGACGGAAAGGAAUCAGUGCUAAAUCUCAGCCUUAUAACAGGUCCCAGUCAUCUUCCUCCAUCCUGAUAAACAAGUCCUCAGACUCCAUCAACUACCCUAGUGAAAUGGGAAAGAAACAGCUGCUGUCUUUACACAGAAGUUCAAGGUGGGAGAGUCACCAGGAUUUGGUGCCAGGUAUCGCUGACUCAGGUCAACAGGGCACUGAAAAACACUCAGAUCUCACACUCCAGGACUCACAGAAAGUUCUGGUAGUAAAUAGAAAUUUACCUUUAAGUGCCCAAAUAGCUACCCAGAACUAUUUUUCCAAUUUCAAAGAGACUGAAGGAGAUGAAGAUGACUAUGUGGAGAUCAAGUCAGAAGAAGAUGAGCCAAUAAGCAGCAAACUUGGACCAUAUCUGACAUCAUACAAUGAUUCUGACAAACUGAAUGACUAUCUCUGGAAGGGGCCACCUCCCAAUCAGCAAAAUAUUGUCCAGUCUCUAAGGGAAAAAUUCCAGUGUCUUAGUUCAAGCAGCUUUGCCUAAGUUUCUUAAGAGUAGCUGCCUGAAUUAACUUCUUACUGUGCUCAUGAAUUAGAGAUACUGAGAGAUGUUUUGUAUGUACCAGAUUAGAACAGUUUUGUAGUAACCAGAGAUGUAAAGUAUACUUUCUUUAACAGCACAACUUUUUGAAACAGCUGGCGAUCCAGCCAGGAUUGUACUGUAGCAAAUGUUAGCAUCUAACACUGUGUUUUCUGAUGUUGAUGGGCUUCGUGUUUCAUGUAAGUCAAUCUUACUUGAAAAUUUUAGGCUUUUUUUUUUUUUUUAAACAUGAUGGCCAUGGUAUUUUUUCCCAUAUCCUGACAGUUAGUGCCCAGACUUUAAGAAAUGCAAUAAUCAUUUCCUAUUAUCCAGAAGCCACAGGUAUACUAGGACUCAAAGGCAGCAAGGAGGACUUUUCACGUUUUUUAAAAAGAAAGGAUACUAAAGCUGUUUAAAGGAUUAUGCUUACCUCUGACAUUUUUGUUAAAUUUGUGCCAAGACCCUAGAGUAACUUAAACGAGGGAUCUCUAAUUGGAGUAUUGUCUAGGUGCCCAUUUUAGGGUUUCUAUGCUGGCAU